Messenger RNA from Linum tenue, 1326 nucleotides. Lineage: Eukaryota; Viridiplantae; Streptophyta; Magnoliopsida; Malpighiales; Linaceae. The record is from the annotation of a GenBank genome assembly.
AGUUUGUAAAUACCAAACCUCAAAGCAACCUCUGAUUCCUUCUCUCACUCUCUCUUCCUCUGCUGCUGAACCAAAGCCCAACUGAAGAAUGGCAAAGCAGCAGCUGGCCAUGGCCAUGGCUAUGGCGUUUCCUCUUCUAUGGGCUCUACUCUGCAUCUCUCUGGCUCCCACUGUCGCCAAUGCCUUCACUGCUUCCGCUUGGACCAAAGGCCACGCCACUUUCUACGGCGGUGGCGAUGCCUCCGGGACUAUGGGAGGUGCAUGUGGGUAUGGCAACCUAUACUCUAGUGGGUAUGGCACAAGGACUGCUGCCCUAAGCACGGCUUUGUUCAACGAUGGUGCCUCAUGUGGAGAGUGUUACAAGAUCAUAUGUGACUAUAAUACAGACCCUAGAUGGUGCAUUAAGGGCAGGUCGAUAACGAUCACCGCAACGAACUUCUGCCCUCCGAAUUUCGCUCAGGCCAACGACGCUGGUGGUUGGUGCAACCCGCCAUUGAAGCACUUCGACAUGGCUCAACCGGCGUGGGAGAAGAUCGGGAUCUACAGAGGUGGAAUCAUCCCUGUUAUGUACCAAAGGGUGCCAUGUAAGAAGCAUGGUGGAGUGAGGUUCCAAGUCAAUGGGAGGGACUAUUUCGAGCUGGUGACCAUCACCAACGUGGCGGGAGCUGGAUCGAUUAAGUCGGUUUCCAUCAAGGGUUCGAAGACAGGGUGGCUGCCCAUGUCGAGGAAUUGGGGGGCAAACUGGCAGUCGAAUUCGUACCUUAAUGGACAAUCCAUGUCUUUCCAAAUCACGACUACCGAUGGGGAGAUGCGAACGUUCAACGAUAUCGUACCGGCUAAUUGGGGGUUCGGCCAAACUUUCUCGAGUAGACUACAGUUCUAAAAACGUGAAGGCUCGGAAUAGUAUUGAUUCGAUCUAAGAACUCAUAAGGGUUUUUCCAGAAAAUUUCUUUAUAGUUUAAUUUUGGCUGAGGCGUUGCUUAUACUUUUACAAGGAGCUGCCCGCCUUGCGACUAUGAGUCCAUGCGCUUUUGCGAGUGACUUUAACGUCGUAAUACGUGAACCCAAUGAAAUUUCCGUUGAAGAGAAAUUGUGGGUAGGGAUUUGGUUGGAGCAGAUUGAUGAAAAGUUACAAUAAGGGCAUUGGAAUUGCAGAGUUUGCAAGUUAGGUUGUAAUUUGUAUUUUCCUUUUUUACAUGAUAUGAAACGGUUUCUAGCUUUGUUUCUACUUUUUUCAUUGGUUUUGUUGUCUUUCUGGUUCUAUUAUUUGAGGUAAUUGUAUUGAUGAAAUUGAAAUGUUCAUUUAAUAAUUGAUUAUCCCAGCUA